GUAGAAUUCGUGCUGGCUAAGGAUUCAAUGUCCAAAGCAACAACCACGCACGCACGCACACUCGGAAACCGAAAUUCCUCAGUACUUUCCUCCUUCUCUUUUCCUUAGCCUUUGCCUCUAACAUGUUACACGUAUGUACUUUGAAUUCCUUCCUUCUAUCUAUCUCUAUCUUUUCACAACAUAACAUUUUCCACCCACAACAAUAAACACUAUAAAUCUUUCUGUCGGACACAACACAAUUUUCAUCGUAUUUGUGAAAACAACCCUAGUACUUCACAUAAGUCAAUGGAAGAUGAGACUUCUAAAAGCUACCAAUCAAGGCUCAAAUCCCACUUAGAGCUCUUAAUCGAUUUUGAAGAGGUUAAUGGAGAUGAAGAGUUGAUGACGAUUUAUCCAUGUCCAUUUUGUGAGGAGGAUUUUGAUCUUCUAGAGCUAUGCUUCCAUAUUGAUUUGGACCAUCCAAUUGAAGCCGAAUCUGGGAUUUGUCCAGUUUGUGCCAUGUGGGUUGGCACAAAUAUUGUUGAUCACAUAACUGCACAACAUGGAGACUUAUUUAAGAGUCAUCUCAAAUCAAAAUCCCAUAAACAUGAUUCCUACCAAACCCUUUCCUUUUCAAGAAAGGGUCGACGGGACGGACACUGGAAAUCUUGCUCUGAUGAGUUGUCGCCUGUGAUGCCUACCUCCAAGACGACUUGUGAUCCAUUUCUGUCAUUUUUAUGUGGUGCAACUGCUUCCGGUGAACAUGAAAAUGUGCAGCUCGAUUCAUCAAGUGAAGCAAGCAUUGAAGAAAUACACUCACAUGAUACAGUGUUAGAAAGAGAUGUUCCACCAUCUUUAUCUCACAAAGACCAAGUAGAGAAAGCAAGGCGUAGUGAGUUUGUACAGGGGCUUUUGCUGUCCACUAUUCUUGAUCCCGACCUUUGACCCAGACAAAUAAGAAUCAGUUUUUAUCAAUUUGAUGGAAUAAAAAAGGAGAGUUAAAGAAGUUGAUGUCCAUCAUGAAGAGGAUACAUGAUAUAUGUAGGAAUUAUAUUUAUUUGUAUGAAAUGAAAUGUACAUUCAGGGGCUAUGAAAUUACAUUAGUUCAGGAAACAUGGCAUAUACCCUUGUCUAAUAUCUCUCAGGAAUUAUACCUUCCAACAGUUCUGCUUUGCUUUAAGAGUGUGAGACUGUGAGUGAGAGAGAGGUAAAGUGAGAAAUUUUACUGAGGCCUAAUGUCAGAAGUUGCAAGACCUUUAAGUUGUAAAAAUUGUGCACAGUGAGUGGGUCUAUAAUCAUAAUCAUAAUUGCCUA
This is a messenger RNA of Medicago truncatula (barrel medic), 1293 nucleotides long. RefSeq names its product protein DEHYDRATION-INDUCED 19 homolog 3. The transcript is spliced from 5 exons. Lineage: Eukaryota; Viridiplantae; Streptophyta; Magnoliopsida; Fabales; Fabaceae. The coding region runs from base 286 to 924 and encodes 212 amino acids. The record is from RefSeq and is a predicted model, not a curated record.